AUGGCGUCCUCAAACAAUCCUCGCAAAUUUAGCGAAAAAAUCGCUUUGCAUAAUCAGAAACAGGCGGAGGAGACAGCUGCCUUUGAAGAAGUGAUGAAAGACUUGAACAUAACCAGGGCAGCGCGGUUGCAGUUACAGAAGACCCAGUAUUUGCAACUAGGGCAGAAUCGUGGACAGUACUAUGGAGGCUCACUGCCCAAUGUCAAUCAGAUUGGAAAUGGCAACAUUGACCUGCCUUUUCAGAACUCAGUGCUGGAUACCAGUCGGACCACCCGGCACCACGGCCUGGUGGAACGUGUUUACCGCGACCGCAACCGCAUCACUUCCCCCCAUCGCCGACCGCUAUCGGUCGACAAACAUGGGCGCCAGAUUGACAGCUGUCCCUAUGGCUCAGUUUAUCUCUCCCCCCCGCCAGACACCAGCUGGAGAAGGACAAAUUCGGACUCGGCCUUACACCAGAGCACCAUGAAUCCAAAGCCCCAGGAGGUGUUUGCAGGGGGAUCACAGGAGCUCCAGCCUAAACGAGUACUGCUGCUAACAGUGCCUGGGACGGAGGAGUCGGAGUCAAAUGCAGACGAGGACACACAGAAACAGAUGUGGGAGGACAAGAAGGAUGAUUCAUCAAAGCCCAAGGCAUGUGACGUCCCAGGAAUCAAUAUAUUCCCAUCACCAGACCAGGAAGUGAACCCGUCCGUACUCCCAGCCGCACAUAACACCGGUGGUUCAUUGCCUGACCUGACCAACAUCCAGUUCCCUCCACCACUGUCCACCCCUCUGGACCCCGAGGACACUGUGGCCUUCCCCGCCCUCAGCUCGUCCAAUAGCACGGGUAGCCUGACCACCAACCUCACCCACCUGGGCAUCAGCGCUGCCAGCCAUGGGAUCCCCACCUCCUCUCAGCCCACCAUGACAGUAACAGCACAGCGCCGGCAGCCGGCUGUGGUGCCUCUGACCCUCAGUGCUGACCUCCAUCUCCAGCAGUCGCCACAGCAACUCUCCCCCACAUUGUCCUCACCUGUUAAUAUCACCCAGGCAAUGCCAAUGGAGGCCUUGACCCUGGAGCAGCAGCUCGCCCAGUACCCCCUGUUCAACCAGCUGACAGCUCAGGCUCAGGCUCAGCUGCUCAGUGACCUCCAGAAGCAGCAGCAGGCCCUGCCACAGGGCAUCCGGCUCAUCACCUUGCCCUCCCCGGUCUCCACUGCUACGGCCACAGCCACCGUCACCAACUCCUCCCCAGAAAACCAGAGCCAGACCCCAGGCAGCAUCAACGUCAGUUCGUACCGCAAUCAGACUGGCUCACCAGCCAAUCAGUCUCCAACCUCCCCUGUCUCCAAUCAAGGCUUCUCCCCUGGCGGCUCGCCUCAACACAUGCCUGUGGUGGGCAGUAUAUUUGGUGAUUCCUUCUACGAUCAGCAGUUGGCAUCAAGACAGACCAACGCUCUUUCUCACCAGCUGGAACAGUUCAACAUGAUCGAGAACCCCAUCAGCUCCACCAGCCUUUACAACCAGUGCUCCACCCUCAACUACACACAGGCAGCCAUGAUGGGCCUGACUGGGAGCAGCCUGCAAGACUCUCAGCAGCUCGGUUACAGUAGCCAUGGCAACAUCCCCAACAUCAUCCUAACAGUCACAGGAGAGUCUCCCCCCAGCCUCUCCAAAGAGCUGACCAACUCCCUGGCAGGCGUCGGCGACGUCAGCUUCGACGCAGACUCUCAGUUCCCGUUGGACGAGCUGAAGAUCGACCCCCUCACCUUGGAUGGACUGCACAUGCUCAAUGACCCCGACAUGGUGCUCGCCGACCCCGCCACCGAGGACACCUUCAGGAUGGACAGGCUGUAACGUGGAUCGCUGACCAUGGCCAAGAAUAACAAGAAGUUAUUUAAAAAAACACACACACACACAAACUGGGGAAUGGAGAAAACAAAGGGCGGGGCGAUACCUCUCCCUCGUUGCAUGGCCGUUCAGCUGUCCGACCUCGCCCUCGACUCCAUAAAGCCCUUUCGAAACGAUGCGCCGCCAAAAGACCACAGGGAAAAGAGACAUCAGCGGCUUGCUGGGGAAUGGCCUCGCUGUCGUCUUGAAUGAGAUUGGUCGCUCAGCGCUUUCGCUAGCCUGCUGUGUUUACAGUGUAACAUUACAUGCCACAUAUAUUCCAACAACGCACAUUUGACUUUAUUUUUUCUUUUCAUAUCCACUUAAAAUUACCUUUUUAUUUAUAUUUGCUCGUAGCAGGAAGCUGCUCGGACAGUGGGCUAAACCGUACCCAUCAUAAAUGCUGUGUUCCAAAAAAAAAAAAAAAAGAAGAAGAAGAAAAGUCCAAAAUACCACAGCCAAGUUGCUUCUACCCUGCAGUCAAAGGAAUCGGUUUUCCCAUUACACCAUGACGGCUUUCUCUUUCACACUCGAAGCUUUAUUUUUGACAACCAAAUGUUGAUAUUUUCAUCAUGUACUGUAUGUUUUAAUGCUUUAUGUAUUUAUAUGUCUUAUUUAUCUAUUUAUUUUGGUUGAAGAUUUUAUAUUUCAUUUCCUAAUUUAAGUUUGAUGCCAAAAUGCUCUGUAGUCAUAGUGUGAAAUUGCACUGAUGUAUUUUGUGUCUAUUUAUUAAUUACCGACAUAUUUAUAUAUGUGUUUGUUAAGCUACUUGGUUAAUGAAGGAGUGCAAAACCUCCCCAUAGUUGCUCUUAGGCGUUCAGUGUGCCAUUCUCCGAUGUAGGACUUGGUAGAUGUUGCCAUGUUGCAGCCCAGUACAAAUGGUCAAAUCCAAACACAUUAGCUUUUAGCAGCAGUCCAGAACAUGCCGUGUGCUCCAGAAAUGGGUUAGGUUCCACUUUAAUUCACCUUUCCUGAGAAAAUCGUCAGGUAUUUCUAUUUACCAAGCUUGGUACAUGAAGCAAAAGAAAGAAAAAACAUUUAAAUUCCUCUUCUGCCAGUGAAAAGCCAAUAUGUCCAGACUUUCAAAGAAGGAAGCUGGCUAUUUUUCAACCAGAAAACGCUAAAAUAUUCAAUCUUUGAAGUCGUCACUGUGAAAUCACCUGAUUUUGCCUUACAUGAGUAUUCUACUGUUCUACUUUAGUGUCUAAUGUGACAAUGUAUUUUCGUAACUUAUCGUAACAUUUUCUUGUAUUUGAAAGGAACUUAACUUUUGGUCAGUGAUAUUUGUGGUUAUGUAGUGUAAGGUUUGACAAAUCAAUGUACUGUAUUUUGUACCGGUACAGUUUAUAGCCAAAUUCUUCAUGUUUUAUAAGCGGGGAGGGAGGGGGAAGCGGGGGGGCUCCAAAAGUUGGGUUCAAAGUGUUCGAGAGAGAGAGUGCAAAUAUGGGGAGGCUUUUCGCUCCUUGACAGGGAAGCUCUAACAAAAAUGCGAUCGAAAAGAUUUUUUUGACCUUUGCCUCAAGGGCUGAGUAUCAAAAAAGCAAAACCUUUCAGUACCAUCACAUACAAACGCUGAUGAUGAAUCUUUGGGUGCUGAAUGAUUUCAAAGCUUCCAGAUGUUUGUUUCAUAUAAUGGGAACUCAGAGUUACUUCUCGUUAAUAGAUAUUUUUAUGGAAAGUUCGGUCUCGUCCGGUUCUGUUUAGACAAGUGGAUGGGGUGCAGAAAGUUUAAAGAAUAAUUUACUCUAAAAGUUUAAAAAUCAGUACUGAGACAUCUUCAAUACUGAUUGCUACAUACUAUUCUCCAAAUUUCUAUAGACAAAGUUUUGAUAUUUUAAAAGUACUGACUUUUGACACGAGUAGCUGCCCCCUUCCAUUCCAUGUGGUAAACGGCAAAAACGCUUACUAAACUUGCUGUUACGCAAUCAGGGAGGCAGUCGAGUCUAAAAUUGCCUACGCCACCUUUUCAGCGGCGACUUAGAGUUUACACAGGUUUUAUCUGAGAGAUUGAUCCACAUUGAAAUCACUUCACACUGCAGCCGUGACACGAUCCCUGCCGAGUCAAGGGGCACCCAACCGCCGAGCCAAAACGUAGAGCAAAUCAUCGCCACUCAAAAUAUGGUGCAAAACAAUCUGCCGUGGCCUUUUGUCAGAGUUUCCCUGGGAACCGGUCCCGGAUCUGCGGGAUCACGUUUGGUAUACUGUAAUGUUUAUGUACAGAUGUGCUAAUCAUUUGCUUACCCGAAGCCCUGUUGGGAAAGGCUCCCGGCACCCCGAAAGAGAAAAAAAAAAAAAAAAAGGAAUCACGGUUGGUUUAUUUCAAACCUCUACAGAUCUACAACUUUUUUAUUUUUAUUUGUUCAUUGUCUACUGUACUCGUCCAUCAAAGGUUUUGUUUGCCUUCAGCAGAUUUGUGAUUCCUAUGCAAAUGAGGUUAAAAAAAAAAAAAAAAAAAUCUGACCCUUAAAGGCAAAAUCCACCCUUGAAGCGUCACUCUGAGGAAUACACAGCUUCUGUUCUCCACCUUACCUCUAUAGGUCUGCUCCACUUUGCUUUUUAUGACAGUUCCCAGAAUGCAGCUGCACCACUUCUUCAAAAAUCUCGUGGCCGCAUCACAUUCUGGUCUUUGUCCCGCUACUGUGGUGAAGAAAUUGGUGCCUCUUUUCCGAUGGAUUUCUCCCUGUAUGAUUGUCGGGACACGAUGGCGGCUACAGGCCCGACAUCGAAGCCUGAUGUUGACUGUAUUGACGUUUUAGGUCACUGAAACAUUUUCCGCCAUCAAAAUCUCCACUGGAGACGCAGCAAAUACGUGGACGUGACAUCAGACGGAAAAUAAACCAAAUGACUACACGUACCCAGAAAUGCAAAGUACAUCACCAAUUAGUGUUCAUGCGCUAUAGGGUGGGUUUUUCCUUUAAGUGACAGAAACCAAUGUAUAGAAUGCAUUCUAUAGAUUAUCUUCUAACAGUAUCCAUCUGUUUUUACUCCUCGUGUAUCGUUGGAGCCAGACGUCAGUGGCGCUCUCUUGCCUUUGGCUCGCUCUUCCCCCCGUUCAUUUGCUCCCCUUUCCUUGAUCACGUCGAGCAGUCGUUCACAUGAACCUUGUACAUAACGCUAUAGCUGAAACAAAAUGCAUGACUAAACUGACAGUCCGGACCUCUGAAUGAAGGCCUUCUAUAGCUGCGCGGGUUUGACACAUGUAAGAUAACGCUACCACGGAGUCUGAAGGGAUGCAUGUAUGGGUUUCUCCUGUGCAAGAGCUAACUCCGUUUUUUUUCUCGUUCGAAGUGACUCUGUUACCUCCAUCUCUGCAUAAUGCUAAUUCACGGAUGAUCAAAAGAAUGUAUUUUGUGUGGCAGUGUCCUGGGUUUAGCCUGUUAACGCCAAAUGACCUGACCUUUGAUUUUUUUUUUCGGCCUCCCCCUCAUGGUUGUGCAGGACUUGACUCAUUUGCUGCUCAAGUUGUCCGCUCCGCCCCGGGAAUUCAGCCUGUUGCUUGUUCCUCCCUCUUUCUUUCUCUCUCUCUCUCUCCUCCCGCUGUAGCAUCUCAUCACAUACAAGCGUAAACGGUCGUUUUCUCGUCCCAAAAACGAAGCCCACUGGUGAUCCGGCCCCCUCGUCUUAAGUCAGCACAACCUCCCGCUUUCCCUCCCACUUGAAAAUGGAAGCACGUUCUCUGUCGCUAUCAGUCGAGGAUUGGCAUUUGCACUGACCGUUUGCAUACACGUGGACUUGAAGCAGAUCUUCUGAAGCUCUAACGUCACACCGUCGACCGCAUGACACGACAGAUGCGCCCCGCAGAUUCCGAUCCCAUGUUCUGUGUAGGACUUUGAUCUAGCUAUGCUCAAGUGGAGUGUUUUUCAAGACAUCAGAUAUGAUUGUUUUUUUUUUGUUUUGUUGUUGCCUAUCAUGUCAGGUUUUGGACUGGGUAAAGAGUAAUUCUGUUAGUUCUUUUUUUGGUUGUUGUUUUUUUUGGUUUCAUUUACUUAUUGUGCAAUGUUUAGUCUGCUAGUUGCUUUGCACUUUAUUUGUGACUUCCUGUUGUUGGAACAGGGACUGUUCUGCCCUAUGUGAAUGCUGACUGUUUCACACCAGAUGUAUACUCCGGAGAUAUUUUCAUGUUGAAGAAAAGAAAAUGUAUUCUCUAUUUUCCUUUGUAAACUAUAUUUUGGCUUGUCUUGUUUUUUAUCUGUGAAGAUUUUGGGGGAUGCAAAACUAGAAAGGGCUUACUCCAGUGCAGCUUGUGCUCUUGUGUUGGAAAGGAAUGGCGCUUCGAAUGUAUUUAUUUGUUGCAUAUUUUUCGCCCCCGUGAGAGAUCACAUUGGAUUUGAAAAUGCUGAUGUCAAGAUUGACAGUAGAUGUGAGGUAAUAUUCAAGUGCCAAGUCAAAAUGCACCUUGGAUGAAGUGCUGAGCAUCUUGACUCUGUCUGCUGCCACUCCCAGAGCACCACACAGUGCUGCGACACAGUCUCACAGUAUUUUAUGAAAUGAGCAUAAAACCUAAAAUGCAGAGUAUGUUUUGGAUGCAAAUAACAUAAAUCUCACAUUAGCAAAGUUCCCUAAAGGUUGGGGUUAAGUUUAGGCAGCUCAAACAGGUUAGGGUCGGGUUAGUAAAGGGUUGUUUUGGUCACAGUUACGCCUGAAUGAAGGAGAAGAUCUCUCCCAGCAGGAAAGCUUUCAUGAGUCAGAAAUUGAAGCUCAUUAUUUGAAGGUAAAUGUCUCCGUCCACCACCCAGACCCUCACUUUCCUCAGAGCCGUUUGAGUGCCACUGUACUUCCUGUUUGUAAUCCUGUCCUGCUAGGGACAUUUCUCCGUUUUCACAGAUGCUGCCUGUAUUUUGAGACAUGCUGAUUUCACAAAAUUCUGUGAGACCACACUCAACACUGAUUGGGGAAGACACCAAGUAGAGGCCGUUCACGCUCAUGCAUGGGAGCCUGAUGGCCGUCUCCCAGUUAGAUGAGAGGGGCAGAUCACCUCAAAAUAUACUUUCUACGCAAAGGCCACAAGAAUAGUCUUGCAACUCAACACCGCUGGUGUGGUUGCACUAUUUUAUCUUCUGUUGGGCUACACUGAGACAGCGCUCAACGCAGCGCAUUUCUUUAUCAAGAACUAAACAGCAGUGUUGUCCCAAACCUAAAAUGGAUACACUCAAACGACAAACGAGUACUGUAUUGAAAGGUUCUAAAGUUAGGUGGAAAGAGUUCUUGCUGCGUAUUCCCUGAGGAUUUUAGAACUGAAUAAAAUGUCCCUUUAAUAACAUGGGGUUUUCUAAAUGACGCUACAAUCCACUGAAAUAUGUAUAAGGCCCUGGAAAACACUUUGUUUCAGUUGAAAGCUUAUAGUGAGAAUAGCAUUAUCACUGUUGUCCUGUAAGUCCUAGUAAAAGAUCUGUAGUAUUUAUUCGUUGCUGUGUGAUUCUUCUUAUGUGAAUCAUUUGUUUAUAAGAUAAAAGAUAAUGUCAAUUAAAUCGAAUGUGGAAGACAGAUUUUUCUCUGUACAUAGUCUUGAUUCGCAGAAUAUACUUAUUAAAACUGUCCAGUGUCAUUUUGCAACAUCACGGUGUGGUGAAUGUGGACGUGCAUGGUGUUCCAAGCCUGUUGUAUAUUGUCUUUGUUAUCGUUUAUACUUUGUAAUCUGUAUUUCCAUAUGCAUUUUUAAAGGAUUAUUUUGAAUAUGUG
Molecule: messenger RNA, 7551 nt
Organism: Myripristis murdjan (pinecone soldierfish)
Lineage: Eukaryota; Metazoa; Chordata; Actinopteri; Holocentriformes; Holocentridae
Gene: crtc1b
Product: CREB regulated transcription coactivator 1b
Exons: 14
Coding region: 1-1839 (612 amino acids)
Biological process (GO): positive regulation of transcription by RNA polymerase II; protein homotetramerization
Cellular component (GO): nucleus; cytoplasm
Molecular function (GO): cAMP response element binding protein binding
Source: RefSeq, a predicted model, not a curated record